Molecule: messenger RNA, 915 nt
Organism: Drosophila takahashii
Lineage: Eukaryota; Metazoa; Arthropoda; Insecta; Diptera; Drosophilidae
Source: RefSeq, a predicted model, not a curated record
AUGCUGAAGCUGACAUAUUUUUCUGUGCUGCUCCUUAUUAUCCUGGUGUCUCAAGGAUCUGUUGCGAAAUCCCAGGAUAAUGGGCGAUCCACUUGCCUGUUGCAGGACCCUCAAAAUCAGUGUGGCGACUUCUGCCUUAGCAAGAUCCAUCCGAUGAUUGAGUUGGUUCCCGAAACGAAUUCCAAGUUGGAAAGGAUCUCCCGCGAGCAGCAGUCCAUCCAGAUGAAGCUCGUGGCAGUUCAGUCGACGGUGGAGGCCCAAAGGAUCACUAUGCAGAAUUCCUUGAAGAACAUCACCACGAAAGAAGAGUUUGGCGCGAAACUCGGCGACACGAAGGAAAAACUUAUGGCGGUGAUUUUUGAAUUAAAAAACCAACUUCAGUUGCUGACCACAAAAAUGGAGGACCAAAGGACCAUCAAAAAGGACGACUUUGAGGAGCGAUUGAAUGUGACGGAAGAGCAACUUUUGGUCUCGAAUUCCGAGUUAAAGACCCAACUGAAGGAAAUGGACACGAAUGCAAGAGAUCAGGAGAUAUCCAUGCAAACCAAACUGGAUGCCCAAUUUCUGGCGGUUCAGAAAAAACUGGAGGACCAGAACACAGCCAUAUUUGAAUCCUUUGAAGAGAGAUUAAAUGGAACGGAGGGACAAAUACGGAUGUUCGACAUCAAAAUGGAAGCCCAACUAAAGGAGCUUCAAAACAAAACUGAAACCCAACUUCUGGCGCUGGAGAACCAACAAUCGGCCUUUCAGAAAACCCUUCUCGAAACCCUUUCCACAAUCAAAUUCAAAACCAUCGAUCCAAGACUUUUCCCGGCGGUGCUGCCGGUGGUGCUGAAGCUGCUGACGGUGGUGGUGCUGGUAUUCCUGGUACUUCUGGUGGUUCUAAUGCUUCUGGUGGCGGUGAUGUUGCCAUAA